Messenger RNA from Spodoptera littoralis (African cotton leafworm), 942 nucleotides. Lineage: Eukaryota; Metazoa; Arthropoda; Insecta; Lepidoptera; Noctuidae. The record is from the annotation of a GenBank genome assembly.
AUGAUUGUGUUUAACUUAUGGUCAGUGUUACAAUGGUAUCUGCGACCAUUCAUUAAAUGGUUUCUUAGAAAAACGACGAAGCUGUGUGAACUGCAGAGGAUUUGUUACGGUGACAAACCGGGAGCAGAAAGAACCCGUAAUGUAGAGAAAUCAUUGAUGCAAUCGCGUACCAGAGAUGUAAAAGAGGUGGUUGCUUACUUAGACGGUGUAGUGUAUGAAAGGAGAUUCAUACCGCGCUAUUUUCGUGACAUUUUGGACCCCUCGAUUGGUAUCAUAUUGAGGGUAAAGAAAAUUAACCCAAAGCUUCAUGGUACGUUUGUGGUAUCAUUUCGACGAUGCUUGGAGCAAAUUUGGAGUUAUAGAAGUCUAAUUGACCAAGUGGAACAGCUGAGACAGACUCAGUUUGAUAGCACUAAUGACGAUCAUGAGAAUAAGUUGCUGCAGUUAUGGUCUUUGUUAGUGCCUGACACUCCUCUUGAAGCUAGGGUGACUAAGCAAUGGCAGUAUAUAGGAUUCCAGGGAGAUGAUCCAAAAACAGACUUUCGUGGUAUGGGCCUCCUUGGUCUAGAAAACCUGUUAUAUUUUGCCACAGAGUAUCCGCAAGUUUCAAGUCAUGUUCUUAGCCAUUCACUACAUCCGAGAUAUGGCUACACAUAUGCUAUAGUUGGUAUAAAUAUCACAUCAAUGGCUUACUACUUACUGCAAGAUGGUUCUGCAAAAACAUACAUGUUCAAUGCAAAACAAUGUUUGCCUAAUGUAAACUUAUUUCACAAAUUCUAUUGCUAUUUAUUCUAUGAGUUUGAUAAAAUGUGGAUAGAAUCGAAACCAGCGAAUAUCAUGGAGUUCUCGGAUAUUUUUAAGAAAUUUGAAAAUGCCGUGCGCAUUGAACUGGCAGACCCUGCUUCAGUGUUUAGGAUAAACGUUGAAGUAGAUAAUGUAUAA